AAAGGCACUCGACAAAAAACAAAAACCUCUAGAAAGGAUGAAUUUGUAUUGGCUGGUAUUGACGGUCCUACUGCAAACUUGUUUAGCAAAGAGACUCAUUUGUUAUUAUGGCUCUUGGAAUGCGCACAGAGAUGGUUCCGAUGAGUUUUCCAUUGAGAAUAUGCCAGUGAAACUAUGCACCCACGUGAUUUACUCCUUUCUUGGACUGGGCUAUGAUGGUUCAGUUGAAAUACUGGACUCCUCUGUGGAUGAAGAACUAGAUGGAUUCAAUAAAACCUUGGCCCUUAAGAAAAUAAACAAAAAUUUGAAGGUGAUGAUUGCAAUUGGAGGUGGCUCUUUCGAUCCAAGUAUAUUUGCUGACCUCCUAUCGGAUCCAGAAUUAAUUAAUACAACAAUAAAUUCAAUCGUGGAAUUCUUAACUGUGUACCCAUUCGAUGGCGUAGAUCUAGACUGGGAGUUUCCAGGCGAGGAUGAUAGGGCUAACUUUGUUACUUUUGUGACUGCUCUGAAAAAACGUUUUUCAAAGAUGAAACCUAAACGUCUUUUGACUGCGGCUGUGACUGCAGACCCAGAGGUUGCAGUAUUGGGAUAUGAUAUGAAAAAAUUGAUCAAAUCAUUAGAUUGGGUACAUGUGAUGUCCUAUGAUUUUCACUCUUUUGAAGACGGUGAAACCGGAUUUAAUGCACAACUUUACAACAAAACAGUCGGUUCUUCAGUGGAUUCAACGGUAAAAUACUGGAAGAAAAAUGGCGUGCCAGUCGCGAAAAUGGUCGUUGGAAUCCCUCUCUACGCAAAAUCUUACACGCUCACGGAUUCAUCAGCCCAUGGAUUGGGAGAUUCCGUCGAUGGUGCAGGCAGCGCUGGAACGAUCUCUGAGAGUGAAGGAACGCUAAAUUUUCUUGAGUAUUGCUCGUAUUUUGACGCGACGAGUGGCUGGGUAACAGUGGACAACAGCUCGCUCCAGGCAUCUUACGCUUACAAAGACGACCAGUGGAUUUCAUUCGACAGCUAUAACAACUAUAUCGCCAAAGCAAAAUAUGCGAAGAAGCUGGGUGGUGCGAUGGUUUGGGAGAUCGGCGGUGACGACUACAACGGUCUUUACUGCAAAAAGGGCAAAUAUCCUGUCCUGACAUUGUUGUUUAAGAACCUGUAAAUGAAUUUUGAGUGCGCGAAGCUCAUGACU
Molecule: messenger RNA, 1183 nt
Organism: Cloeon dipterum
Lineage: Eukaryota; Metazoa; Arthropoda; Insecta; Ephemeroptera; Baetidae
Product: acidic mammalian chitinase-like
Exons: 9
Coding region: 38-1153 (371 amino acids)
Biological process (GO): carbohydrate metabolic process; chitin catabolic process
Cellular component (GO): extracellular region
Molecular function (GO): chitin binding; chitinase activity
Source: RefSeq, a predicted model, not a curated record